Musca vetustissima is the source of this 885-nucleotide messenger RNA. RefSeq names its product keratin, type II cytoskeletal 2 epidermal-like. The coding region runs from base 1 to 885 and encodes 294 amino acids. NCBI's taxonomy places the organism in Eukaryota, Metazoa, Arthropoda, Insecta, Diptera, Muscidae. The transcript is spliced from 3 exons. The record is from RefSeq and is a predicted model, not a curated record.
AUGCGUCUAUUUUUGACUUUGUGUUCUCUUGUAGCCCUAACUUUGGCUAAGCCUCAAUAUAACUAUGGCUCCGGAGUUUCUGGUAGCUUUGGAGGCUCAGGCAUUGGUGGUGGUGCCUUUGGUGGAAGUUCCUCAUUUGGUGCUGGACCUUCCGUUGGUUCUGGCUCAAUUGUAGGAGGAGGUUCUUCAUUUGGAGGUUCAUCAUUUGGAGGUUCCUCAUUUGGUGGCUCCUCUUUAGGAGGCUCUUCCUUUGGAGGCUCAUCAUUUGGUGGCGCCUUAAACUAUCAAUCUGCUUCCCACAGUGCUGGACACUUUGAAGCUCCCUUGGUCCACAAGCAAUUUAUUACCGUUGCUGCUCCUGAGGAUAAUGAUAGCUUAUCGAAAUCGAAACAUUUGGUAAUUGGUCGCCCGCAAAAGAAUUAUCGUGUCGUCUUCAUUAAGGCUCCCUCAUCGAAUAAUGCCAAUGUUAAGCUCUCUGCGGAAUAUGCACCACAAGAAGAGAAGACUGUCAUUUAUGUUCUAUCCAAAAAGGAUAGUGCUUUGGAAGUUAAUGACAUUGCUACACCAGCACCCACUGUGCCAAGCAAACCGGAGAUCUUCUUCAUUAAAUAUAAAACUGAGGCAGAGGCUCAACAUGCCCAACGACAAAUUCAAGCUGAAUACGAUCAAAUUCAAGGUACCUCGGAACACACUGAUGCCGGAGUUGCUCCCCAACAAUCUGUUGUUGGUAUUUUGGAUGGUGGUAAUGCAAGUGGCGCUAUUGGAGGUGUUGUUGGUAACGGUGCUGCUAUUGGAUCUGGUUCAUUUGUCGGUAGCAGUGGUCCAUCGGCCUCAGGCUUUGUUGGUGGCCAAAAUGCAGGCUAUUUGCCACCAACAACUCAUUAG